Messenger RNA from Schistocerca gregaria, 1288 nucleotides. Its product is annotated as juvenile hormone acid O-methyltransferase-like. Lineage: Eukaryota; Metazoa; Arthropoda; Insecta; Orthoptera; Acrididae. Bases 131 to 967 code for a protein of 278 amino acids. The transcript is spliced from 5 exons. The record is from RefSeq and is a predicted model, not a curated record.
ACUCGAAGGUAAGAGCGUGCGCAAGGCCAUCAAGCGGCUUUGGCCCCACCAGCUACAGCUACAGCAACAGCAACAGCAGAGAAGACGCAGUGUCUUCCAGCUUUGACAUUUCUUGCCGGCGCUCGCACCAAUGGAGAAGGCAGACUCGUUCGCCACCCCGACUACCGUGCAGCGGCAGUUCCUGUCUGCUGUGCUGGACCGCCUGUGGCCAAAACUGGAAUGGCAAGUGGCCAGCAGCGCCGUGCUGGACGUGGGCUGCGGCUCCGGUGACGUCACGGUGCUCCAGCUGCUGCCACGGCUGCCCGUCGAUGUGCGCGUCGUCGCUGCCGACCUGAGCGACUCCGCCAUUGCCCAUGCUGCUUCCAGAUUCGUCGAACCGCGCCUUCUUUUCCUUAAGUUGCACAUAGGCACGCGUCGAAUCCAAAAUACAGCUGUCUGGCGGCUUGGACCAUACUCGAAGGUCUUCUCCUUUUUCUCUCUGCAGUGGGAACAGCGUCAGAGACGGGCAAUAAAGAACAUCAAUAAACUUCUGUGUUCUGGUGGUGAAACUGUCCUUGUAUUAAUGAGUCCAACUGGUUUAUUUGGAACAUACGCGAAUGUGGCAAAGUCAGCCAAGUGGAGCAGCUACUUGAAGGAUUAUCAGCAGUUCCUCUCACCGUACCAGCUCUCAGAUAAACUGCAAGAUGAUCUGAACAUCCACCUGCAGCAGGCAGGACUCUCUGUAAAGACGUGUAACGAACAGGAGAUAGUGUACGUGACUGAAAAAGAGUCAUGUGCAAAAGAAACGCUGGCGGCGAUGAACCCUUUCCUCACCUGCAUCCCUAGGGACGUGAGAGCGACCUUCCAACGGGAUUGUGAAGAGGCGGCGUUCAAGGGUGGCGCCGCGAUUGCUCGGAAUCUCAGUAAGAACAGGACAACGUACACGCUGACAUAUAACGCCCUAGUCGCACACGCACUCAAAGCGUGAAGUGUCCACUCGAUUCCAAGCUGUUCCCAGGUGAAGGCAUGCACGUGCUGGCGUCUAUCUCAGAACUGCUGAGGAAGUCACUAACACUCGUACCUCAAGUUAAACGCAUGCAUAAAAAUGUCGAUACAAGUAGAUGCAUGAUUUGCUUAAACAGUAAUGGGCUAGUAGGUAAUAUUGGCAGUUUUUUGUGGGCAUUGCAAUGGCGAACAUUGUGUCUACUGCUACGUAACUUAUGUAACAUAUUUUAAGUCGGAGCAUGCGGUGGAUCAUGUAUUUUGUGCUGUUUGUGUUUAACUGAGAGAAUUCCAGCUAUCGGACAGA